CUCCCUCCCCACUUAAUUGAGCCAGUCACUUUGCCGUCCAUCCCUACCAAAGCUUCGGUUGUGCUUCGUCUUUCAUAAUUUCAGUCCAUAGCUUUCCGACUCGCGCUUCUUCUGUAUUCUCUUGCUUUCUCUGUUUUUCCUUUUGCCUUCGUAUUCUUCAACACCCAAAAAAAAAAAAAACCUGAAGUUACUGCUUUGCUUGGCACUUCUUCAAUUUGGUUUCUGAUAUAUUUUCAUCCGUUGUUCUCAUUAUCUUUUCAGUGUUACAACACUCCUUGCCUCCGUUUUCUUUUUGUAAUUCUUUAUUUCUCAACUUUUUCUUAAACGUCUUUUCUGCAACUUCGUUUGGAUUUCUUGUAUCUUUUGAUUUCUGUUUUUUCUAGUCUCUCCAAUAUUAAAAAAAAAAAAUUAAAGAAGUUCCUGAACCUGCUGCUUCUGCAUUUGCGGGAAGCAAAAUCUGUUCCCUAAAGUUGUUCCAAACACCAUAAAAAGAUAGUCUCCUGCUUGAUCUGUGUUGAAGUACUAAGGCAAGCUAGUUGUUGCUGGGAGAUCUAAGGCUACUACCUUGAAACCACAAAGUUCCACAUCAACUACUUGUAUUCAGAGUAUAAAGAGCAACCAGGGGAAAAGAAAAAAAGAAACAUUUUCCGAACUUGUUGAGUGCAAAAUUACUGAAGGGCGGGCUGUAGCUGUCGCCGGGCGCCGCUGUCCCACUGCCAGGAAGCUGUCGUUCUUGAUCAGGCCACCGAGUCAUCUGAAGUGUUGGUCUUUUAAUAAUAAAAAAAAUUUCUACAAGUCUGCAAGGCAGACCUGGAAUCAGGAAGGACCUGUUAGCUACAGCUGCAAGUCUGCGAUGUCAAGACCUUGAGCCGGGAAGGACCGGUUAGCUACAUUUAUAAGUCACAAGUUCAUAGCUCUUCGACUCUCGCUUCUUCUGUGUUCCUUUUGCCUUCGUAUUCUGAGUCUGCUGCUUCUGCAUUUGUGGGAAGCAAAAUCUGUUUCCUAAAGUUGUUCCAAACACCUUUAAAAGAUAGUUUCAUGCUUGAUCUGUGUUGGUCUGUUGGAGCACCAAGGAAAGCUGAUUAUUACUCGGGGGUCUGAGUGUAUUGUUGUCACCUCUCAAAAUAUAAAGAGCAACCAGAGAACGAAAAAAAAACAAAGAAACAUUUGCCAACCUUAUUGAACGCAAAAUUGCUAAAGGUGGGGCUCUAGCAGUCGUCGGUCGUCACUGACUCACCACUAGGAAGCUGUCGCCAUCGAUCAGGCCGCCGAGCCAUCUGGAGUUUUGUGGAUUCGAACCCAGCUCUCUUCUAAACUGAAGGACUAGCCGUUGUCUUGUCCCACUUUUGAGCAUUCACAUGGAUCCCGCUACUUGUUUUAUUGAAAAGCUUCUAGAAAAGCUUCUAGAUUAUACAAUAAAUGCCUUGGGACGGCAAGUUGGCUACAUGAUUUUCUAUCGCAACAACAUUGAUGAGCUAAGGAGUCAAAUACAAGAUCUCAAUCAAAAGCAAGAAGCUAUGCAACAUUUAAUCGACGAGGCUAUAAGAAAUUGUGAAAGAAUUGAACUGCAAGUUGAAAGUUGGAUGAGUGGAGUGGAUGAUAUAAAAAUGCAAGCAGAACAAUUCUUUAAUGAAGAAGGCCAAUCACAAACUAGAUGUAGCAGAACUUCAUGCCCAAAUUUAUGUUCAUGUUAUCAACUGAGUAGAAGAGCAAAGAAGAUGGCACUGAAAGUCAAAGACCUUGCAAAGAAAAAGAAAGACUUAAACAAAGUUUCACAUCUUCCUUCUCCCAAAUGCAGGCACUUAAUAGAUGACAAAAUGAAUGAAGGGCUUGAUUCAAGGUUGCAAAUUAUAGAUCAAGUUAUGGAGGCAUUGCGAAAUUCGAGCAUUAAUAUGGUCGGGUUGUGUGGGCUUGGUGGCAUUGGCAAGACCACAAUAGCUAAAGAGGUAGCAAAGAAGUUGGAGAAUAAAAAAAUGUUUAGGAAGGUGAUCAUGGUAACUAUUUCUAAGGACAUGAAUAUUGUAGAAAUUCAAAGGCAGAUUGUUGAGAUGUUGGGUAUGCGACUCGAGGAAGUAAAUGAAGAAGUAAGAUCUUCUCGUCUUUUUGAUAGGUUGAAGCAAGAGGAGAAUAUGCUCCCAAUAUUGGAUGAUCUUUGGGGAGAACUUGAUUUUGGAAAAGUUGGAAUUCCCUUUAUUGGGGACAAAAAUAAUAACAAAAAGAAUGAAGGUUGCAAAAUCUUACUGACUUCAAGAAAUAAAACACUACUUUCAGACGUAAUGAAAUGUGAAAAGAUCAUCGGAGUGGGUGUUUUGCAAGAAGAAGAAGCACAGGAGUUGUUCAAGAGGAUUGCUGAACUUUCUAUUGAAUCAAGCAAUCCUGGUUUGAUGUCUAUAGCCGGUGAGAUUGUUCAAAAGUGUGGAGGGUUGCCGCUAGCAAUUGUUACAGCUGCAAAAGCAUUGAGGAAUAAAGAUCAAAAUAUAUGGGAAGAUGCCCUUACACGAUUGAGAAAUCCUUUACGGAGAAACAUCACAGGAAUUAAAGAGGUGGAUCAGAUUUUAAGGUUGAGCUACGAUCAGCUAACCAAAGAGAACCAACAUAUUUUCUUGUUCUCAUCCAUGUUGUCUCAUGAUCCCUUAAUUCAAGACUUGCUCAUGUACUCUGUGGGGUUAGGUUUUCUUAAACACAUUGAAAACAUGGAAGAUGCUCGAGUCGGAAUAUCUGCUGUUGUAAGUAAGCUAAAAUCAUUGAAUUUAUUUCUUGAUAGCUUUUCUAGUCAACAUUUUACCAUCCAUGAUGUCAUUCGGGAUGUUGCACUAUCUAUUGCAUCCAAUGAAUUAUGUGCCUUCAUUUGGAGACAUAAAAGGUUGAAUGCAUGGCCAGAGCAGAAUUUGCUAGAAGGCUACAAGGGAAUUUGCUUAGAAAAAAGUGACAUUAGGGAUCUUCCAGAAGAGUUACUUGCUCCAAGGUUAGAAUUCUUCCUAUUAAAUAGUGAAAAUCGUGAUUUGGCCAUACCGGAUACCUUUUUCAAAUCUACAAAAGAUCUUAAAUUGUUGAGUUUUAUCAAUGUGUGCUUUUCAUCAUUGCCAUUUCUUAAUUCUCUAAAAAAGCUCAAAACUUUAUGCCUCCAUUCUUGUUUGUUGAAAGACAUGACUCAGGUUGGAAGCUUGAAGCAAUUAACAACCUUGAGUCUUGCUUAUUCUGAAAUUGAACAUUUGCCAUUUGAAUUGGCGAUGUUGACUUCAUUACAAAUGCUAAAUCUAGCCCAUUGCACUAAACUUAAAGUGAUUCCACCAAAACUCCUAUCUAGCUGGGAAAAAUUGGAGGUUCUGAGCAUGGAAAACAGCUUUAACCAGUGGGAAGCCAAAGGAUCGAGUGAAUGUAAUGUAAAUGCAAGUCUUGUUGAGUUAAAGGACUUGCCAAUCUCUUCUCUAGAUAUUUGUAUUCCUGAUCCCUCUAUUUUGCCAGAGAAUUUGUUCUCAGAUAAGAAAUUGAAGAGAUACAGAAUAAUUAUUGGAGAGAAUUGGAGAUGGGAUUGCAAUCACGAAACUUCAAAGACAUUGAAACUUGAGCUAAAUGAAAAUGUCCAUUCGAAGCAUGGGGUUCAGAAGUUAUUGGAAGGAGUUGAAGAUUUGUAUUUGUGUGGAUCCAAUGGUCUUGAACAUGUUCUUCACAAUAGAUUUCCAUAUUUAAGGCAUCUUCAGAUUAAAAGUAAUGACGAUGUUGAAUAUAUUGUUUUGAGCUCAACCCAUCAAGAAGUUGCCCUCCCAAUGCUUGAAACUUUGAACCUUGAAAAGUUGAAUGUGCUAAAGAAGUUAUGUCAAGGACCAAUUGCGCCCACCUUCUUCCAAAACCUAAAAGUAAUCAAAGUGAGUGGUUGUCAACAGUUGAAGUGGAUUUUCUCAGCUUCAAUGAUUGGAUCAUUUUCGCAGCUUGUUGAGAUUGAAAUUAGAGAUUGUGACUCUUUGAAAGAGGUAGUGACAUCUGCUAUUGAAGACUCAUCUGAUCAGCCAAAAUUUGCUAAUGACGUCAUUGUUUUCAAGAAGUUACGCACUUUGAAGAUGGAAAGAUUGCCAGUUCUUAUAGAUUUCUACAUGCAGGAUAGAGCAGCAAAUAACCAUUAUAAUACAGCUUCGAAAUCACUCUUCAACAAUAAGGUGUUAUUUCAGAUGUUGGAGCUAUUGGAACUGUCAGAUUUAGACAAUUUGAUUUCAUCUAUAUGGAAUGAUCAGCCUUCCGACAGCUCGUUUAGUAACUUGAAAAGACUAGAUGUGGAUAGCUGUGGCUUUGUGGUAUUAGUGCCCUUCCAAGUUCUAAGAUCCUUACAUAGUUUGGAAGAACUAGCAGUGGGACAGUGUGAGAACUUGGAGGUGGUGUUUGACUUAGAUGAUUUGAAUGACUGUAAAGAGAGACAGUCAUCUUCAGUGGUUCUACCAUUGAAGAAGUUAAGCUUAUGGAGUUUGCCAAAAUUGAAGAAUGUGUGGAGCAAUCACCACCAAGGAAAUGUCUCCUUCCAAAGUCUAAGCCAAAUUGAUUCAAAAUAUUCUCUGCUCUCCUGCAACAAGGUGUUAUUUCCGAUGUUGGAGCGAUUGGAACUGUCAGAUUUAGACAAUUUGACUUCAUCUAGAUGGAAUGAUCAGCUUUUUGACAGCUCAGUUAGUAACUUGAAAAGACUAUUUGUGUGGUCGUGUGGCUUUGUGAUAUUAGUGCCCUUCCAAGUUCUAAGAUCCUUGCAUAGUUUGGAAGAACUAGAAGUGGAAGAGUGUGAGAAGUUGGAGGUGGUGUUUUAUUUAGAAGAUUUGAAUAAUUGUAAAGAGCCACAAUCAUCAUCAGUGGUUGUGCCAUUGAAGAAGUUACGACUAUCUAGGUUGCCAAAACUGAAGAAUGUGUGGGGCAAUCAACACCAAGAAAAUGUCUCCUUCCAAAGUCUAAGGCAGAUAGAAGUUGUUAAUUGUGACAGCCUGAUGAGUGUGUUUCCUGCAUCUAUAACCAAAGGCAUGCUUCAUUGUCUUGAACAACUUGAAGUACAAGAUUGUGCUGAUUUGGAAGUAAUUGUUGCAAAGGAUCAAGUUUCAGAAUCUCUUGAUGCUGCCUGUGUGUGUCCUAGGCUGACUUCCCUUGAGCUUUUUGACCUUCCAAAUUUGAGGAACUUCUAUGCACAAAGACAUAAAUUAGAAUGGCCCAACGUUCAACAGUUAGAAAUUGACGCUUGUGGUGAAAUACAGAUAUUUGAAAAGGUCUCAAGUUCAUCAGAAAUACAUAGGGAAGAGCGUACAAUAGACUCAAUAUAUCCUUUGCUCUCCUGCAACAAGGAUGAUCGAUUUUCAGUCAACCUGUUUAGUAACUUGAAAGAACUAGUUGUGGAGAGGUGUGGUUCUAUGAGAUUAGUGCCCUUCCAAGUUAUAAGAUCCUUAAACAGUUUGGAAGAACUACAAGUGACAGAUUGUGAGAAGUUGGAGGUGGUGUUUGAUUUAGAAGACUUGAAUGAUUGUGAAGAGGGACAAUCAUCAUCAGUGGUUGUGCCAUUGAAGAAGUUAAUACUAGAGGAUUUGCCAAAACUGAAGAAUGUGUGGAGCAAUCACCACCGAGGAAAUGUCUCCUUCCAAACUUCAAGGCAAAUUGAUUCAAAAAAUCCUCUGCUCUCUCGCAACAAGGUUAUUGACACUCUGGAGGAGUUGAAAUUAUGUGGAAAAGAAGCGGAGAUGAUGGGAAGCGGGCAGUUUCCAAUGUAUAGCUUCCCCAAAGUGAAAGAUCUUUUUUUAAUUACCAAGAAAGCAACAACUAUAUCGUACAGAUCAUUGUUGAACUGCUUCCCAAAUUUAGAGCAUCUUGAGCUGGAUGGUGAGUUUAAGGAUCCUUUUGGAGGGCAUGAUGUUGCUGCACUUCUUUUUCCCUUUCAAAAACUGACUCUUUGCGAUAUUGCUAAUACGAUAAGCUUGGGACCAUCCUUUGUUUCUUUGACAAUACCAAAUCUCACACAUCUCGAAGUGACAAUGUCCGCUAGGGUGACCACUUUGCUAACGUCGCUAGCAGCUCGAAGCUUGGUCCAUCUCACACACCUCAUAGUUUUACAGAGCAAUCAAAUAGAAGAAAUAAUAGCAAAGCAAGAGGGAGAGGAUGACGAGGACCAGGAUAUUAUUUUCAGCAAACUGGAGCGUUUACAACUUUAUGGCUUGCCAAAAUUGAAGAGAUUUUGUGGCCAUAAUUAUACCUUCAAUUUUCCAUUAUUGGAUGAUGUCAAUAUAGCAUAUUGUGGUCAACUCUCAACAUUCUGUCUUGGAGCUAUACAUACCCCGCGCCUUCAAAGCAUUAAAGUGGAUUUUCAAAAACAUAUUUGGAAGAGCGAUCUUAACGAGACCAUCCAAUAUCAUUUCACUGGUCAACAGGAUGGCGUUAAUAUAUAGAAGGGGAGUCCAUCAUUUAUUUGUGCAGGUUAUGUUUGUGGUGAUGUUGACCCUUGAUUAAAUAAGACGACCAAUGUGUUAUGAUUGGAAGGUUUUCAUUCAACUACUGUGUCGUUUGCUUUGUCAAGACAUAUUGGUAUCAUUGACAUGUGGCUAAGAUUAUUCUAGAAGAUUGGUUUUUGAUGAAUGCAUGGAAAGAUAUAACAACAAUGGAGCUAAUGACCUUUUUGUCUUUUGAUUCAGAUGAUCUUUAUUCAAAAUUCUCUAGAAGUAACAAAACUUCAAGGACCUAGUUGUCCUUUAAUAGCUUUAAUUUUUUGCACGUAUACACCAAUGGCAUUAGAAAUAGGUAUAUUUUGAUCCUUGGAAAACCAGAAGUAGUUCCCUAUACUUCCCCAAAGUCAAAUUCAAAUAUCUUUGCUUUCU
Prosopis cineraria is the source of this 6827-nucleotide messenger RNA. Its product is annotated as disease resistance protein At4g27190-like. The record is from RefSeq and is a predicted model, not a curated record. The transcript is spliced from 15 exons. Bases 1359 to 6401 code for a protein of 1680 amino acids. NCBI's taxonomy places the organism in Eukaryota, Viridiplantae, Streptophyta, Magnoliopsida, Fabales, Fabaceae. Gene Ontology annotation, molecular function: ADP binding; ATP hydrolysis activity.